Molecule: messenger RNA, 771 nt
Organism: Ostreococcus lucimarinus CCE9901
Lineage: Eukaryota; Viridiplantae; Chlorophyta; Mamiellophyceae; Mamiellales; Bathycoccaceae
Gene: Eif6
Product: eukaryotic translation initiation factor 6
Exons: 9
Coding region: 1-771 (256 amino acids)
Biological process (GO): maturation of 5.8S rRNA; ribosomal subunit export from nucleus; maturation of LSU-rRNA
Cellular component (GO): cytosol; nucleolus; preribosome, large subunit precursor
Molecular function (GO): ribosomal large subunit binding
Source: RefSeq, a predicted model, not a curated record
AUGUUGUGUGGGCUCACUUCGCAGCGAUGGCGGCGAGGCACCAGUUCGAGAACAGAUAUAAGCAAUGAAAUCGGGGUAUUCGCAGCAUUAACAAAUGCGUACUGUCUUGCAGCCGUAGGUGGCUCGGAAAACUUUUACAGCGUAUUUGAAGCAGAGUUAAGUAACGAAAUACCCGUUAUCAAGGCAAGUUUGGCCGGGACAAGGCUCGUUGGGCGUCUUAGUGUCGGGAACAAGCACGGCUUGUUGUUACCGACUUCAGCAACAGAUCAAGAAGUAAUGCACAUAAGGAAUUCCCUACCAGAUGAAGUAAUAGUGCAGAGGACGGAGGAACGACUGUCAGCCUUAGGCAACUGCGUGGCUUGCAAUGACCACGUUGCGCUUGUCCACCCGGACAUAGAUCAGGAAACUGAAGAAAUCAUCGCAGAUGUUCUCGGCGUUGAAGUAUUUCGACAGAGCGUUGCCGGUAACGUCCUCGUUGGUAGCUUUUGUAAAUUUUCGAAUCGGGGUGGUAUGGUUCACCCGCAGGCCUCGGUUCAAGAAGUCGAUGAGCUAUCAUCCCUCUUGCAGGUUCCGCUUGUGGCCGGCACAAUAAAUCGCGGCAGCGAUGUGAUUGGUGCUGGUCUGCUUGUGAAUGACUGGAUCGCUUUCUGCGGGCUCGAUACAACUUCUACGGAGAUACAGGUCAUAGAGAGCAUUUAUCAGCUCCACGGUGCAGACUCAAGCGGAGCUGUACGAGACAUACGAGCCUCUCUCUUGGAUACCCUCGUCUAG